CCAACACCGGGAAGAUGCCCGCUCAAACGUUUUCCAUCUGUGACGACUCUCCCAAGAAGCCGCGCACGCUCGUUCUAUGCUUUGAUGGGACGGCAGACCACUUUGAUGGAAAGAACACCAAUGUAGUCAAGCUGUAUGCUUUGCUCAAGAAAGAGGAUAAUGAGCAGCUGUGCUACUAUCAGCCUGGCAUUGGCACUUACCUCAAUCCCGGCGUAGUAUCUCCUCUAUUCCAGUGGGGAGCAAAAGUCCUGGACCAGGCGGUAGCAUGGUAUUUGGAAGCGCACGUGCGUGGCGGAUACCGAUUUUUAAUGCAGAACUACCAACCUGGUGACAAGAUCUGCCUUUUCGGUUUCUCUCGUGGUGCGUACACCGCAAGAGCUCUGGCUGGUAUGCUCCACAAGAUUGGCCUCCUGCCAACAGGCAAUGCGGAGCAAAUACCCUUCGCAUGCAAGCUAUACAAGCAGACCGGUCCGGCCAAUGCCCGCCUUGCAGCGGGUUUUAAACGGACAUUCUGUCGGACUGUGCAGAUCGAGUUUGUCGGCGUUUGGGAUACGGUAGCAAGCGUUGGCACUCUAUUCAGCCGCACGCUGCCAUUCAUUGCGAACAACACGACCAUCAAGACGUUUCGCCAUGCCUUGGCACUAGAUGAGCAUCGGGCCAAGUUUCGACCGAACCUGUACCACCACCCGACACCUCCAGCGCAGGCAAACGACAAGACCGCGCGCCAACAGAAUGUGGCAUCUCCACCGCCUGCAGAUCGCACCCCUCGGAAGGACUCCUCGCAACGAUUCUCUCGCGGGAUUCUGAGACAGGCUCUGCGCAAGCGCUCGAUGAACCAGGGCAGCAGCGGCGAGGGCUGGGCCACCCUGCCCACCGCCAACGCGGACCUUGGAUGGAGUCAGGAGAGUGAGAAGGCAGAAGAAAUCGUGAACGGAACCGACGUGUUGGAGGUGUGGUUCGCCGGGUGCCACUGCGACAUCGGCGGGAGCGCCGUUGGCGACGACGAGAAGCUCGCGCUCUCGGACAUCACGCUGCGCUGGAUGGUCCGUCAGAUCGUUGCGUCGCAGUGCGGCAUCGUAUUUGACCAGGCUGAGCUCUUGCGCGCGAACAUACCCGACUCAAUCUUUGGCUUCCCUGUCACGCCUCCGCUCGAAGAGAAAAGGCUACGCGAUGACCCGAGCAGCAGCACAGAAGGCUCGGGUGAGCAAAUACCAGUGGAGCGCCCAGCAGUGCUGGACAAGAUGAAUGCAGUGCAGCCAAUGCAUGACCAGCUGAAGCAGAUCCCGGUCUGGUGGCUUCUGGAGGUCACGCCUACGAGCUACAAUUGGCAAGAGCCGAACGGUCGGUGGCACACAGGCUGGAGUGUACACCUUGGCAAAGGCAGGCACCUCCCGCCAAACCCAUACUACCACAUCACAGUAAAAGAGCGCAUGCAAGACAAGGCACUCAGGUACCGUCCGCGCGCCAUCUUGCAGCACGGGAGCGAGAUCAAGUACGUCGACUAGGACUAGACGCCGGACAUACCUCUACAGUCU
Messenger RNA from Laetiporus sulphureus 93-53, 1535 nucleotides. RefSeq lists its product as uncharacterized. NCBI's taxonomy places the organism in Eukaryota, Fungi, Basidiomycota, Agaricomycetes, Polyporales, Laetiporaceae. The transcript is spliced from 10 exons. Bases 15 to 1505 code for a protein of 496 amino acids. The record is from RefSeq and is a predicted model, not a curated record.